Rosa chinensis is the source of this 1040-nucleotide messenger RNA. RefSeq lists its product as uncharacterized. Bases 209 to 778 code for a protein of 189 amino acids. The record is from RefSeq and is a predicted model, not a curated record. The transcript is spliced from 6 exons. Lineage: Eukaryota; Viridiplantae; Streptophyta; Magnoliopsida; Rosales; Rosaceae.
CCUGACAUUAUUCAUUUUAUCUGGUACUCGUUACUUCUCCCAGACUCAAAACACAAAUUUGAGUAUAAAAUUAUGCUUCAAAAGCAUGUUCUCCAAGGAACUGAGAAGAGCACCAAAGUCAUUCGAAUUUGAAAACAGACGACAAUCGCAAAUAUCUCAUUGCGGGUAAUCUUCGUUUUCGAAUAAUUGAGGCACAAACAGCAGAGUGAUGCAUCCUACGGUGAGAGUGAGGGUGCAUCAACAAGAAAAUUAUAUUCCUCCACAAAAUGAUCACAAGAGUGUACCGGUGACGAAGGUCUCUGAUGAAUCUCUAUCUAUACCAGUGAAGGUGACUCAAGGCUGUUCUCUACCAUUGAAACCCAGAAUCAUGAAGGCUUCUGUACCUAAUGUACCAGCAGGACAGCCACUUUCUUCAUCCAAAGAGAAGAGCAGACGUCUUGACAAGGAUGCAAAACCAGAUGUUAGAGCUUGUUCUGCAGUACAGCCGCGUCCUCGUGCAGUCUUAUCUAGUCCUGACAAUGAUGGGAUGAUUGGACUAGUAAACAAGCUAAUUGAUAAGCAACCUUCUGCUUCCAAGGUGCCUAACACAAAGGAGAGGGUACCUGCUGCCCAAAGGCAACAGAGUAAGACAUCCCCAAGUCCUAUGAGCAUGACCAAAGGCUCCAAUAGAGCAGUGUCUAACAAGACUGGUCUUGUGCAAAGUAAAGUGCAAAAGACCAUGAUUGGAAAACAGCAGCAAGCAAGUGUUGGAAUGGGGAAAUCAAUAUUCACUACUUGAGCCUAUUUAUUUAACAAAUCAGAUUGAAUCAGUUUGGAUAUGUCAAAUGAUUUGUUUCCUUCUUGAAUUGAGAUCUGAAAGGUGUGGUAGUAUGGUCCUUUGGAGUAGAGUACUUUUAAAUUUAUGAAUGGUUAUGGAGCAACAGAAGUUUAUGCUAGUUGCUUGGGUCUUGUGAUGAGUUACUUGUGCUCAACCUCCAACUGUUUAUUUUCAACUAUAUAUUGAGAAUCUGAAUUUGCGUCCCCAUCACAGUACUUGUGCU